Fusarium pseudograminearum CS3096 is the source of this 1389-nucleotide messenger RNA. RefSeq lists its product as uncharacterized. The record is from RefSeq and is a predicted model, not a curated record. The transcript has a single exon. The coding region runs from base 1 to 1389 and encodes 462 amino acids. Lineage: Eukaryota; Fungi; Ascomycota; Sordariomycetes; Hypocreales; Nectriaceae.
AUGGGCGGCAAUGACCCCGUCCAAGGCUUCGGCCUGACCUGUCCCUCCGGCAGCACCUUUUACGUCUGUGAAAACGACCACAACCGAUUCAUCGGAUGCUGCGGUGUCGACCCCUGCGGAGCCAGAAAGGGACUCUGCCCUGACCAGCAUCUUCACCAGGCCAGCUUCGACAAGGCCUGGGAAGAGUACAUUCCACCUCAAGCUUGCACCAACGACAAUGUCGACGUAGCUUGGCAUGUUUGCUCCUGGUCUACAUCCUCCUUUAUAGGAUGUUGUGCCGUGGAUCCUUGUUCUAGUGGUUGUCCAAGCAGACAAUUACGAGCAGCCAAGUUGAGCGACAAUGCCAAAGACGCACAAUUCUUUCUCGGCGACGGCUAUGUAUAUCCUUCAGAGCCCAGCUAUGCACCCCGUACCAGUCUGAAUCCCAUUACGAGUACGACCCGUUCGACUACUGCAGCCAUAACCGCAAUCUCAAGCUUUUCGACCUCAUACACCCUGGACAGAGCUUCCGAAGCGGACACUUCUACGACUGAACCAGCAGGUCCCAGUCGAAGUUCUGGCCAUUCCAAGGGCCAUCAUUGCUUGAGCGCGGGUGACAUAGCAGGGAUAGUCAUCGGAAUACUAGUAUUCUUCUCCAUCCCAGCUUUGUGUUGGUACUGGAAAGGCCGGAGCCUCAAAAAUAGGGCGAAAGUCAACCCCAACGACACAAAAACUCGCGAAUCUACCCCAUCUGUAGAUAGCAGCACGUUGUUCGAUUCCAGAGAUAGAUCAUCGCCUAUACAGCAGCUAGGUCAGAGCAACACACCUGAGGCUCCGGAUCAAAACAGGCGUCGCCAAAUGCAGCAGAGGCCUCAAUACGACGCAUCUCCUCACGGCCAUAUGAACCAGUCACAGGCUGAGACAUGGGCUCAACAAAGGCCUGAAGUAUCUCUGCAAAGUCAACCACAUCAGGUACCCAAUAUCCCCGGGCGAUCUUGCAGUCCAGCAACCGCGCUACGUGAUUUGCUGCGUCCGCCAGAGUCCUCAAACUUCAAUAUGGCCAGAAAACCUGUUCCGGGUCACACUUUUGAGCUUCACGGAAGUUCUACACCUGAUCCCGCUCCUAUGACAGCGUCACUCAGACCCUCCAGUACUGAGAGCACUGGGACUCCCCGUUCUUCCUACGGUAAAAUACUUGGCCCGGUGAGACCUACAAACGGGUAUGCUUCUACUAGAAGCAGUAACAAUCCAGAUAUCGGGACUGUGACUAACGAGGCCAAUAAAACUCCAACACCCGGUACUAUGAGUCCGACUGGACAAACAAGUGUCGAUUCUCCUCAAACGACACAGCCAGACCCGGUUCCAAAGGAUGGUCCCUCCAGGCACAGAUUGGCGCAAGGACGAUUGUGA